GAGGAGGAAGAAGAAGGCGGGGGCGUCACGCGUGUGUGUGUGUGCACACACUUCAGACGGUCUCCCGUUCCCUUAUUGGCUCCCCCACACGUUUUGGGGAGGGUCCGCCUAACCACCUGCGCGCAUCUUUAGGGGCUCUUCGUCCAGGUACCAGCUACUGACGAUGUCGGCAGAAGGCCCUGACUCUCACAUGGCGGAGGUGAAACCUUUAGUGGACAAGGAGGAGGGGAUCACACACCUUAUCCCUGAUUUUGAUGUUCAGGAACAAGAUGUGGAAACGGUACAUGGCUCCGUGCAUGUCACCAUGUGCGGAACUCUGCGGGGCAACAGGCCUGCCAUCCUAACGUACCAUGAUAUCGGAUUGAAUCACAAAACCUGCUUCAACCCCCUCUUCAAUUUUGAAGAUAUGCAGGAGAUCACACAGCAUUUUGCAGUUUGCCACGUGGAUGCCCCUGGUCAGCAAGAUGGUGCAGCUUCUUUUCCACCUGGGUACAUGUACCCUUCCAUGGAUCAGCUGGCAGAAAUGCUACCAGGAAUUCUGAAACAGUUUGGACUGAAGAGUGUGAUUGGAAUGGGAACUGGAGCAGGUGCCUACAUCUUAACAAGAUUUGCUCUUAACCAUCCUGAUAUGGUGGAAGGACUUGUUCUCAUUAAUGUCAACCCAUGUGCUGAAGGAUGGAUGGACUGGGCAGCCACUAAGAUUUCUGGAUGGGCUCAUGCUUUGCCUGAUAUGGUUAUCUCCCAUCUCUUUAGCAAAGAUGAGAUCCACAGCAGCCAAGAUUUGAUCCAUACCUACCGUCAACACAUCCUCAAUGACAUGAAUCAAAACAAUCUGCAUCUCUUUGUCAACUCUUACAACAGCCGAAGAGAUCUAGACAUUGAGCGGCCUGUACCUGGAACAAGUGUGGUUACUCUACAGUGCCCUGCCCUGCUGGUGGUUGGCGAUAGCUCUCCUGCAGUUGAUGCUGUGGUUGACUGCAAUGCGAAACUCGAUCCAACGAAGACCACCCUCUUAAAGAUGGCUGAUUGUGGUGGUCUCCCUCAGGUUUCUCAGCCUGCAAAACUUGCUGAAGCUUUCAAAUACUUUAUCCAGGGAAUGGGAUACAUGCCUUCCGCAAGCAUGACAAGACUCAUGAGAUCCCGCACAGCAUCUGGUUCCAGCGUCGCAUCCCUGGAAGGGAACAGGAGCAGAUCUCACACCGGGGAAGGGUCCCGGAGCCGGUCCCACACCGGGGAAGGAUCCCGGAGCCGGUCCCACACCAGUGAAGCCAUCAGGAACCGUGCUCACGCAGACACCCGCAUUGAGCUCACUCCUAAUUCGGCGAACAAUGCCGAGCAAUCCAGCCCAAAGUCCAUGGAGGUUUCUUGUUAAACCAAACAGGCCUGAGUCUGGAUCCCACUUCUGUACCACAAUAUUAAAUCUAAAAUGUUUUCUGUAACACACUGCUCAGUCCCCCCUACGCAGAGUUCGGCCAGGACCAAUAAAGCAGACAUUUCGGUUGCUUUGUUCCCUUUAACAGAGACUGCUGCUCUUCUUUCUUCAAACUAAUUCUAGAUUACUUUAAAACAUCUCCCUACAAUAGAGCUAACAGCGCUUGCAAAUGCCAAGGCCAGAGGACAUAAACCACCUAGGAUCUGACUCAGAAAUAAAAAUCUUCAAAGCACAUAUUCCAUCUCCGGCCCUAAAUUUUCCCCUUUAAAAAAAAGAAAUCCCCAUUUUUAUUUCAGAGCUUUUUUUUGGAAAAAGCCAAGGAAGAUGGGAGGCUUUUUUUAGGAGGAAAACUACAGCCUUGCUUAAGCCUGGAAUUGCUUAAAUCUGUACAUAUUAAUCACCUGGUCCUCUGAGUCCAGCCUUGUGAGUAGCUUCCUACAUCAAUACGUAAUAACUGAAAUAGGGAACUUAAUACAACUUUCAGGCCAACGGAACGUAAGCCACUAUUUCAUGUUAUUUGAGAGUUAGUUGUGAGCAUUCCCCUUUUAAAACUUAAAAACGGUUGCCCCGAGGAAAAGUACUUUUCAAAAUUCUGUCCAAAGGUGGUUAAGCGUUUGGUCUUUGGGUUUGCAUUUCAAAGGACAUUCAGAGACAGCAAAGUUAAUUGAUGUAGUUGAACUAUUUUGAGCAGUCAAGGGGGGGCUGGCUCUCCCUGCUGGUGAGUGUCCCCCCCCUUCACCCAAUCUCUGGCUUGUGUGAUGCUUUUUGGCAUUCUUAACCAACGUUGGGUCGUCCAGUUGAAUCUAACAGUUAAGUUGUCAUCGAAGGUGGAAACUUUAUUUUCAUUGUUUGACAUUUAUGCUGUAGUCAGUUGGCACAGGCUGUUCAAGCCCUAGAAAGUCAGGCUUAACUGAUGCUGAAUAGGUAUAUUCUGCAAUGUUUAUGGAAGAUG
Pogona vitticeps (central bearded dragon) is the source of this 2384-nucleotide messenger RNA. The record is from RefSeq and is a predicted model, not a curated record. Lineage: Eukaryota; Metazoa; Chordata; Lepidosauria; Squamata; Agamidae.